Cyclopterus lumpus (lumpfish) is the source of this 1532-nucleotide messenger RNA. It is a transcript of the gene fgf17, whose product is annotated as fibroblast growth factor 17. Gene Ontology annotation, molecular function: type 2 fibroblast growth factor receptor binding; growth factor activity; type 1 fibroblast growth factor receptor binding. The transcript is spliced from 5 exons. Gene Ontology annotation, cellular component: cytoplasm. The record is from RefSeq and is a predicted model, not a curated record. Gene Ontology annotation, biological process: positive regulation of protein phosphorylation; positive regulation of cell population proliferation; regulation of cell migration. NCBI's taxonomy places the organism in Eukaryota, Metazoa, Chordata, Actinopteri, Perciformes, Cyclopteridae. The coding region runs from base 568 to 1212 and encodes 214 amino acids.
GCAGACAGAGGGACAGUCUGGACUCUUUCCGUCUCAGUUUCUUUUGUAACUUUAGGAUUUCGCCUUUCUUUCUUUUCAUUUCGCUGGUCCUAAAGAUUUGUUCAGAUAUCUUUUCUGCACAUCUGCGUCUCCCUGUGACAGUAAAUCCUCACAGGGUCCCGUUGCUGUGCCCACCCACAUUAGAAGGAUUUCAGGGAGGGACUCUGCUUUUCAACAUUUAACCAGUGAGCAGCCCCAUCCGGCUGAGACAGAGGGCUUUUCAAACCCUGAAGAAGAACCUGCUCUGUGAGCGCAGUGAUGUCCUCCAGCGCAUGACGAGCUGCUUAUGAUGGAUGGAUGUGCUUGUUGCGCGGAUCUUCUGUCGAGCUCUUCCCCUCUCAGCCCGCCGGAUCAGGUUGUUGAUAGCUGUGAGGUGAAAUAAGUCCGAGGUGGUUAUUUCCGAGCCUCUGUUGGUGUGGAUGGACAGAUCAGGAGAGCAUAUGCAACACUGUGGGAGCUCCGUUGGAUUUAUUCACCUCAUCCUCCUGGGAUUUAUGUGCCUCUUGAUCGGAUGAAAUAAAGAGGAGAAUGUAUGGAAUAAACCAGCGCUGUAUUUACAUAUCAUUUCAUUUUUUCGUGCUGUGGUGCCAUGCUCAGGGGGAGAAUCACCCGUCUCCUAAUUUUAACCAGUAUGUGAGGACGCAGGGCGCAGUGACGGACCAGCUCAGCCGCAGGCAGGUCAGGGUUUACCAGCUCUACAGCCGCACCAGCGGAAAACACGUCCAGAUUCAGGGCAAAAGGGUCACCGCCACAGCUGAGGAUGGAAAUAUGUUCGCUCGUCUUUUUGUGGAGACGGAUACUUUUGGCAGUCGCGUGAGAAUCCGAGGUGCAGAAAGUGGGCGCUACCUCUGCAUGAACCGGAAGGGGAAACUAGUUGGAAAGCCCAACGGCCGGACCAGGGAUUGUAUCUUCACAGAGAUCGUACUGGAGAACAAUUACACAGCCUUCCAGAAUGCCAAGUAUGAGGGCUGGUAUGUGGCUUUCACCAGGAAAGGGAGGCCCAUCAAAGCCUCUAGGACGAGGGAGAACCAGAGGGAGGUCCAUUUCAUCAAGAGGCUCCACACGGGCCCGCCCCCCUUCCCCAACACGGACCAAAGCAAACACUUUGAGUUCAUCCGAUUUCCGGCCACACGUCGAGCAAAGCGGAACAGGAAAUCACGUACCUCUUCCUAACAUGCAGCAAAAAAUGGACUGAUGACAGUUGUGACAUGGGAAGAAACAGAUGCCAUUUUAUUUUUGUAUAUUUUUGAUGGUUAAAAUGCCAUAAAUCUAAAGUAAUAUUGCUGUAAAAUGAUGAUGUGUAAAUACUGAAAGAGAGUAAAGAAGAUGGAUUAUAUGUAAUAGUCCAGUGUGUAUGUGUUGACUGGUGGAGAGGGGUUAGUGAGACUUAAGUACCGGUCAGAUCAUUCCUGUGACACGGCCCAAUCCCAUUAUCAAGGUUAAAAAACUGCUCAACGGAUUUUACAUGCGGCACAAACUGAGAACACAAGUCA